AUAAUAUUAACAACAAUAAUAAUAAUAAUAUAAAUCCAUGUAGUAACAAUAGUUUUAGUACCAACAAUUGUAAUAACUUUAAUAACACAUGCUGCAGCUUCAGUUGUAAUAUUUAUGAUUAUUAUGAUAUUUUGAAAAUAGAAGAAUUAAAAGAUUUUUUAAAAGAUUUUAUUUUAAGAAAUAAAAAAAUAAAUAAAGAAUUCUUUGAUACCAUCGAAGAAGAUAUGAUUACGUGGAAAAAGAUAUUUUUCUUUGGACAUAAAAAAAAAGGUCCCGAAUUUUUGGACUUUUUAUUAUUAUAUGUUUUAAAAAAGCAGAAUAUUCAUUCCAUCGAAGAAACACGUUAUAGAAAUUUACAUAAUUGGUUUCUUAAGAAUAAAAUAUAUGAUAUAUCAAACGAUAAGAAGGAAGAUAAUACACAUAAUCCAUCCAAUACUAAUUUUAUUCAACAAAUUAUUGAAGAAGAUUUAAAAAAUAAAAAACAUACACAGGUUAUUACUAGAUUCCCUCCUGAACCUAAUGGUUAUUUACAUUUAGGACAUGCAAAAAGUAUAUGUUUAAAUUUUGGUUUAUCCAAUAAAUAUGGUGGUAGAACCCAUUUACGUUUUGAUGACACGAACCCAGUUACCGAAGAAAUUAGAUAUAUAGAAUCCAUAAAAGAAGAUGUCAAAUGGCUAGGUUAUGAUUGGAAAGAACAUUUAUAUUUUGCUUCGAAUUAUUUUGAACAAUUAUAUGAAUGGGCCAAAAUACUUAUCAAACAAGGAGAUGCAUAUGUAGAUGAUCAAACUAUUGAAGAAAUACGAAAAAAUAGAGGAAAUCUAAAAGACCCAGGAGUUGAUUCACCUUAUAGAAAUAGAAGCGUAGAAGAAAAUUUACAACUAUUUGAAAAUAUGAAAAAUGGUUUAUAUAAAGAAGGGGAAAAGGUUUUAAGAGCUAAAAUAGAUAUGAAAUCAGGAAAUAUGAAUUUAAGAGAUCCAAUAUUAUAUCGUAUUAUGUAUAAAAUACAUCCGAAAACAAAAAAUAAAUGGGUUAUAUAUCCUAUGUAUGAUUAUGCUCAUGGGCAAUCAGAUUCAAUCGAAAAAAUUACACACUCUAUAUGUACAUUAGAAUUCGAAACACAUAGACCUUUAUAUGAAUGGUUUCAAGAAAAAUUACAUAUUUUUAAAACUAGACAAAUUGAAUUUGCUCGUCUAAAUGUAACAUAUAUGGUUAUGAGUAAAAGAAAAUUGUUAACCCUAGUUAAUGAAAAAUAUGUUAAGGAUUGGGAUGAUCCUCGUAUGCCGACCAUAUCAGGUAUGAGAAGAAGAGGUUAUAGUCCAGAUGCUAUUAAGGAUUUUUGUAAUAAAGUUGGUAUAGCCAAGAGAGAAAAUAUGAUUCCUCUUGACUUACUUGAAUUCUGUGUACGUGAAGAUAUGGAUAAAAAAGCAACUAGGCUAUUUGCUGUACUCAAGCCGUUAAAAGUAAUUAUAACAAAUUAUAAUGACACUCCUGAUUAUGCACAUAUCCACAAUCUAGUUGCUAGUAAUCAUCCAAAAAUGGAACAAAUGGGUUCUAGAAAUAUGAAAUUUGAAAAAGAAAUUUUUAUUGAUCAUGACGAUUUUCAAGAAAUACCCCAAGAUAAUUUCUUUAGACUAGCACCUAAUAGAACUGUUAGAUUAAGAUAUGCAUUCUGCAUUACUUGUAAUGAAGUUAUUAAGGAUGAUCAAGGUAAGGUGAUUGAGUUGAGAUGUACCUACGAUCCGAGCAGUAAAAGUGGGAUCUGUACCAAUCAAAAGAAAGAUAAUGUCAAUGGACAAAGUGCUGAUCGGGAUAAUACAACACAAGGAGAUAACAAAAAAGUGAAAGCUACCAUUCAUUGGUUAUGCGCAAAAAAUUCGAUUCAAGCAGAAUUCAGAAUGUAUGAUAAAUUAUUUACAAAACCAAACCCAGAAUCUAACGAAGACACUGAACUCGUUCAAAAAAUCACAUCAACAGCACAUCUUGAAAACAAUACAAACAACCAAGGUAAUGGUAAAGAUCAAUAUGCCUCUGAUACUUUACUACAAGAUGA
Messenger RNA from Plasmodium reichenowi, 2050 nucleotides. RefSeq names its product glutamine--tRNA ligase, putative. The record is from RefSeq and is a predicted model, not a curated record. The annotation marks the transcript as partial. NCBI's taxonomy places the organism in Eukaryota, Apicomplexa, Aconoidasida, Haemosporida, Plasmodiidae. Gene Ontology annotation, biological process: translation; glutaminyl-tRNA aminoacylation. Gene Ontology annotation, molecular function: ATP binding; glutamine-tRNA ligase activity. Gene Ontology annotation, cellular component: cytosol; cytoplasm. The transcript has a single exon.